Messenger RNA from Heterotrigona itama, 266 nucleotides. The record is from the annotation of a GenBank genome assembly. Lineage: Eukaryota; Metazoa; Arthropoda; Insecta; Hymenoptera; Apidae.
AUGAUUCAAAUUCCAGUGAAGCUAGCUCUAUUCAACAAAAUGUGCGUAAACGUACAAGACCUACAUCAAGCAGAUGAUUCUGACGUAGCAGUGGACGAAUGGAAUUGGAAAGAAAAAGAAAAUUUACUGAAACUUCCAGUAUCAAUCCUCUGUGUGUUGUAAAACAAGUUUUAUGUGACGAUUUUUUUGAAAUGAUAGUCAGAGAAACAAAUAGAUAUGCAGCUCAAAUGAGAAUAGAACAGAAUACGAAAGUGAACGAAGAGUGA